GCUCAAGGCCUAGGCUAGGAAUCCCUACCUCACAGCCUCGGCCUGGUUGAUCGUGUCCAAGGUCCGCCUCAUCUCGGACAUUUCCAUAACGACUUAUCCAUCUUCGUACAUUUUUCCUUCAAGUUGUGGACGUCUUGUUUUUGUCAAUCAUGUGGUACCACUUAAUUGCUCUUCAACUGGUGGCCACAGCGGAUGUGAUCUCAGAUCCCUGCAUGGGACAAUGCCUUUCUGAAGAGGUUGGCGCCAGAGUCAUCAAUGAUGAUCACUCAACGCCUGCAAUUGGUUUGAUGCAGACCUUCUUGCAUUACAAACUUCGAGGCCAAAGCUUUGGCAAAGCGGAGGGAACCACGGUGACCGCUGUGCCGUCCUUCAAUCUGACCUUUGCUGGUGUUGAUCCAUCGAAUCCCUACCGCUUGCGUUCACUUGCCGAUGGUUGCCCCCUGAGCAAGGACCUGGGCUUCGAGGUGCCGUUUACCAUUAAGACCACGGCCCAAAUUCAAGCCUUCAGGGAGCUUGGCUUUAUUCGAUCGCUCCCUCACUGUGGUUGGACUUCAUUGACUUCAAUUUCGAAGUACUUCGCCAUAGGAGACACACUUGACAGGAACAACAGCCUUGCGAGAAACAUUUGUCUCGGCUGGGGAGCAGUUUCUAUCACCCUGAUGCUUUGGUCCUUCAUUUCUGUUUACAGGGUGCCCAGGAAAGGCACGACUGACACGGUGAAGACCGGGCUCGCCGAUGAGAUGAAGGCCUACCAGCGCGGAGUGUUCAAUUACAUGAGCCUCGGCUGGGUGGACGAACUCGUGGGGCGCUAUGGUAAAUGCUCUCAUGCUGUGAUCGACGACAAUGAGAUUGUGGUCAAUCGCCAGGAUGAGAACUUCGAACCCUAUGUGCUCUUCAAAAAGAACUGGGAAGAGGAGGUCAAACGCGCGGGGUCCGUGGAGAAGGCAUGGAUUUUGAGAGCACUAUACCACACAAUUGGCGGCAGAGCAGUUGCGUUAUUGUGCGUUUUGGCCCUGAUAGAGCAGCUGAGCUCGGGAGUGGUCAUGGUUAUUGGCCUCACCAUGUUCCUGAACUGUCUGGAGGAGUUGGACACGUAUCGACUAACACAUCCAGGUGAGCCGAUAGAUUUUCUAUCUCCAGUAAUCCUGACUUUGGUUUGGAUUUGGGGUUCUCCGAUGAUCUUCCGCGGAUCUGGAAUCAUUGCUUGCCUGGUGGAUGGGCACUAUACACAGAUUUGUGCAUCAGGUUUGGCAUCGAUUGUGUUCCACAAGGCCUUGAGGACACCGGCUGGGCAAGUGAAGUCAGAGAGGGACGUGGUAAAUGAUGAUGAAGAGGUCGAUCCUUUGGGCCUGCACAAACCCAAUCUGGUGCAGCUGCUCAAUGUGGAUAUUGUGGACUGUUGGGGUGGCCUCGUUGCUGAAACCUUUGGUACGAUCACUGCGCCAAUCUCUGCAAUUAUACUCCUGGUGAUCAUGAUCCAUCAGGUUGGCGACGCCUCGGCAACAGUCGGAGCAACCUAUGUGGUUCCUGUGAUGCUGCUCUCUACGAUUUUCGCAAGAUUUGGAAUGCACUUUUGGAGGAAGUACCAAAUAUGCUUGGACAAGCGCAUGAAGUGGCUAACUGAAACGCUCAUUUCAAUUCGCACAGUGAAAGCACUGGCCUGGGAACGCCUAUCCUAUGAGAGAUUGAUGGAGGCACGGGAUGGCGAGCUCAAAAACGCCAGGACCAUUAUCAUGCUGUCUGGCAUUAUUACCGCGAUUGGCCACACCGUGCCGUGGGGAGUGAUGAUUAUCACCAUUUGGUUCGCCGAGAGAAACGGCCCCGUGGAAGCACAUAAGAUCAUGAUCAUCCAACGCGUCAUUGGAGCCUUGCUGGGCAAUAUCGCGCAGCUGUCUGCUGGCCUUACGAGACUGAUGACAGUGCCCAACAGCUUCAACCGAAUCAAGCGUUUUUUAGCCCAACCCGACCGCCCAAAUAACGUGGUGCGGCAGCCAUCUUUACAGAACCAGAAUGCACCUGCCCUUCGGGUGACAGGCAGCUUCACAUAUGGCGGAACGAAGCCAAACCUGAAGAACCUGGACGUUGCAAUUCCGAAGGGGGAGUUGGUCGGUGUAAUUGGUCGAGUUGGCUCCGGGAAGACAACGUUCUUGCAGACCAUCAUUGGAGAACUGUACCCUAUAGAGAACAGCUUCGUGGAGGCUCCGGAUGCUUCGUCCGGCAAUGUCGCUUACUGCUCCCAGGUUCCUUGGAUCUUUGAGGGCACUUUGCGCGAGAACAUCGUGACGAAGUCAGCCAUGCACCAUGAUCGAUACUAUAGUUGCAUCUCUGCAGCUGGACUGGCACCCGAUUUGCAAAUCUUGCCUGGGGGUGACCAGGUGACCAUUGGCUCCUUCGGAAUCCGCCUAUCGGGUGGCCAACGAGCCCGCGUCGCACUCGCACGUGCAGCAUACAUGGAGGCGGCCAAUCUUGUACUGAUGGAUGAUCCUUUUGCGUCCGUGGAUGGCCCAACAGGCCAACAUAUCUUCAAUGAGCUUAUUCUUGGUUCUGUGAUGCGUGGCCGGACGCGAAUUGUCGUCACCCAGCCGGACAAGAUCCGGCUCCAACACUUUGACCGUGUGCUGCUCUUCGAAGACGGCUGCAUUGUAGCCAUGGGCCCACCAGCUGAGGUGAUGGAAACGGAGUCCUUCAAGCGAAUUCAAGCACAGGUUGAUGAAGAAGAAGUCCAGGUUCUUGCCAAAGGCAGCAGCCCAGCUCUUGCUCCCAGAAUGGACGUGGCACUUGCCGUGAAGGAAGCCAACGAAGCAGGCAUGCUGCUUCGUGAAGAGGAAGUCAGAGAAGACAUCACCUGGCCAACCUUUUGGUGGUGGGUGAAGACUGCAGGCUACACAAAUUUAUUUGUUGUCUUGUGCGCGAUCAUUCUCCAGGCAGUUGUGGAGCUCCGAGAGAGCUUGGUCAUUGCCGUAUGGGUCGACUCGAAGGUGACGCAGGCAAACACAUCAGAUAGCAUCUUUAUGACCCGGGUCAUCGUGGUUGUGCUGUGCUGUUGCGUUUGCAUUAGCAUCACAUACAUUUCAGUUUCGGUCACUGCGCUGGCGGCAGCACGGCUUAGACCCCAGAGUCUGCGUGACAGCCGAAGGCAUUGGUGGGAUGCGGUUGUUUUCAAUUUGAACCUGAGGCGUAUUCAUGACGAAGUCAUCAGUCGCUUGCUGAAAGCUCCUGUGGACAGGUUCUAUGACAAGCAUCCAGUGGGCCGACUAAUCAACCGCCUCUCCUUUGACAUGAAGCAGGUAGAUGAGACUUUUGUCACCACCCUCUUUGGCCUGUUGCAAUUGUUCAUUGGUAUGGUGACAACGAAUUUAUUCGUUCUCUCUGUCAUGCCUCGAUUUGUCUCCGUAUGCUCCUUUCCCAUCUAUGCUCUCACGCUCUACUUCGUCUAUUUAUAUCGAGGUACUGCCGUACCUUUGGUGUUUCACUCGAAGCACUGCUUGUCUUCUUUACAAGAUCUACAAGCGGUUGUCGUUACGCAGUGCAUCUCGAUCCGGGCGAAUGGUAUGAUGGAUAGCUUCAUGUCGCGCUACAAUCACUAUUCUCAUAGUGUGAUCCGCUCCCAGAACUUGAUCUAUUACAUUUGCAGAGCUUGGGCACAGUCCCGCGUGUUUCUUUGCUUUGGUGUUCUCACGGGAUACUUUGCUCUCAGCGGACUGUGGUAUGGUGUGCCGAUGGGGCUUCUGGCCACAUGCGUCAGCUUUUCUGUCUUUCAGAUGUCUUCGUUUGAAGGCUUAUGCCUUUCCUUCACGCAUUUUCUGAAUGUCCUCAACGCCCUGCAGCGCCUUGCAAAAUAUACCCAAGUGCCUGAAGAGGCGGCCUCUGAUAAUCCCAUGGACUUUUCCGUCCUGAAGCGCAGCAAGAUCCGCCGCGAUGAGCUGGUGCCUUUGCAGAUGCGAGCGGAGGGUAAGAUAGCUGGUGAGAGCACGGACUCUGCAUCCCUGCGGAUUUGUGUCAGAGGUGGGAAGCCCCUGCUGCGGCUCGGUGCUGAUGGCCGCCACUUAGAGUUCUUGGAUGGUUGCACACCAGAGGACUUGGCGCCUGGCUGCAAGGCGUUGCAAGGCUUGGAGGGAACAUUUCAGAUUGUGGCAGUCAACAGCUUGUCGACCUCAGCAGAACAAAUGGCGCGAGAGCUGUGCACGCCACCGGCAGUGAUCUGGGUGGACUUCUGGAACAGUGAUUUCAAAGAGGGCCUCUCUGUGGAGAUCGAAGACCUCACAGCAGGAUAUGGCACUGCGAAGAGUGUGCUGCACGGGGUCAGCUUGAGUAUUGUGCCACGUACCAAGUGUGCAUUUGUUGGCAAGACGGGCUGCGGGAAAUCCACAACUCUGCUGUGCCUUUUGCGCUUCCUAGAGCCCAGGAGAGGAAAGCUCCUGAUUGGAGGCCACGACACAUCAAAGCUUGGGUUGAAUGCAGUGCGUAGCAUGGUUGGCUUGGUGCCACAGGACCCGACUGUAUUUGAGGGCACUAUCCGCUUCAACAUUGAUCCAUUUGAUGAGUUCCCAGAUGCACGACUCUGGGAGGCUGUGCAGAGCGUGCAGUUGAUGCCAUACAUCCGCACGUUGCCAGAGGGCAUUGACACCCAUAUUGAGCGUGAUGGGAGCAACAUCAGCUUUGGGCAGAAACAAUUGCUGAGCCUUGCGCGCAUGGUGGUUCGCCAGCCUCCAGUACUUCUCUUAGACGAGUGCACCUCAGCCUUGGAUCCACUCACACAGGAAGCCGUGCAGAAAACCAUCCUCAAGGAUUUCCCGAGGACAACAACUAUUGCAGUGGCGCACCGGCUAGAAACCAUCAUGAGCUUUGAUCAGAUUGUUGUGUUUGACGAAGGAAAAGUUGUUGAGAAUGGCACUGUGGACAAAUUGCGGAAAGCAGAUGGAUUAUUUACGGCCAUGCUUCGGGCGAAGGGGAUGAAAUGAUCCAAUUUCCCUGGCUGCAAAGCAGCUGCUUGUUUUGCCUGAGCCGCCACUUUCGUUCAUGACCAAAGUGCUUUUUGGCGGGCAGACUGUCUCAGCGAAACUUCUGGGAGUUUGCCUCUCUUCUCCCUCCUUAGCUUUGCAUGAUGGCAGCAUACAGAGAGACACCUGUAGCUGCAGAUUGCUGUGCCAAAAGUUUGCUUGCUGAGUGAGAGCGCUUGCUGUUUGGC
This is a messenger RNA of Durusdinium trenchii, 5188 nucleotides long. The record is from the annotation of a GenBank genome assembly. NCBI's taxonomy places the organism in Eukaryota, Dinophyceae, Suessiales, Symbiodiniaceae.